Molecule: messenger RNA, 4562 nt
Organism: Ooceraea biroi (clonal raider ant)
Lineage: Eukaryota; Metazoa; Arthropoda; Insecta; Hymenoptera; Formicidae
Product: dynein regulatory complex protein 11
Molecular function (GO): protein binding; ATP binding; ATP hydrolysis activity
Source: RefSeq, a predicted model, not a curated record
UUGGCCGUUCAAUGAAACGAGCGAACGCGAUUGGUUGACGCUGCUAGAGGGCACGCAUUAGCCCUCUAAUAAAGAAUUAUUCAAACCGAUUGCGCGGGCGGACCGGAGCUUUCGUUUCGAUUCCUUUCGACUUCUUUUUGAUCGAUUGUUACUUUUUGGACGUGAGUAGCAGUUGCUCUUGGGAUCGUUAAUCUCACAAUUUGCUGGUUUGAAACUAGACGCUCGUAGAAUAUUAGGAAAUAUAUAAAUAAAUAUACGAGAGUGGCAAGAAACUAUACUCUCAACUUAAUCGCAGCGCUUGACAAUAAAUCAUUAUGUUGUCUUCUGACAUCACUUUGCUACUUGCGACUGUGCCAGUAACCAGUGCAACGAUGGAACAGAAGAAUUCACUAACACUUUGACGGCCGCAUGUUUCUCACACGAAGCUCGCACGUGCCGCCGAUAUCUCCUGCGCAGUCUUAUCGCUUGCCGUCGGCGAUUUUUUCACAGUCGUUAUAAUAGUUAUCGAUACAGAAGCAUCAUAUAUCACAUUUGUCUAAUUUAAUUUUAAUUUAAAUAUAACUUUAUUUUUCCUAGACAAAUUACUUAAGGAAGUCACGCCUACGUGAUAACGGCCGAUAAACGCUGAAUAGUGAAAUCAUGCGUGACAGCGGCCGUCAAAGUGUUAAGUUAGUGUAACCCCAUCGAUCACUUCCGUUCGCUCGCUCGUUCAACGUUCGUUCUCAACAAUCGGGUUGCCAGCAAGUGCGAGUGCCAACGCCAAGGACACCGUUUAACAGCAUCUCGGGAGGAGGAGAUGUCGAGCGCAACGUACGAUGAACUUUGGGGGGAGGCUGAAACGUUGCUCACGGAGACGGUCCAGGCGGACGCGGUGUUACAGGGUGCGAAACCGCUGAAGGACCGUAAGAAGGUGCACAAUGUAGUUUCGACAUUGUACAUAAGAUAUAGUCUCGUAAGCAACAAGCUCGAGCAAUGUUACGAGCAGGUGAUACAACCCCAGAAGCGCUUGCUGCUCAAGAGACUGUUGGACGCAAGUUUGGGUCGAGUAUUGGAGCUGAAGCACGAGCUGGUCAAUGUGGACCUCUCGGAAUGCAGUUAUUACGAUGAUGUGCUGAUUGAGUGCGGCGUGACGCCGCAGGAAGCCGAGAUUCGAGUGCCGAGAUACUUCAGACGCGAGCAAAUCGAGCAGAUAGAGGAGAGAUGGACUUUCGUCGAAAGUACGCUGAGAAACUUGGGCACUCUUCGCGAGACUGUCGUGUCCGAACAGAUGACCGAGUCGCAGGCUAUACGACUCAUUCAGGCUCACGAACGAGCGAGACAAGGCAGACUGCGGUAUCAGUUUAUGAAAGAAAUCCGUCAGAUGAAGGACAGAUCGAUCGUCAAGCCGGAAGUGCAGGAAGAGGACCAGGAGAGCGAGAAACUCGCGGCGAUGAAAAUUCAGAAACUAUGGAGAGGAUACAUCACCAGACGUCGCAUUCGUAAGAGACGUCUCGAAGAGAUGCUGCUAAUAGGAAUGCUACAGCCUGGCCAAACGAUCACGGAAAACGCCAGACGAGCGGAGAAAGUGAAGCAGCAGAGGUAUGAGAAGCAAAUGGAUUUUCAGCAACAAUACCAAGAUCUAGUAUCAGAGGCGAAGGAGAGAAUUUGCAGAGAGAAGAGCGCCGUCAUGGAGGAAAAUAUAAGGAGCGAAAUACGAAAUUGGAUCGAUUCUUACUUUCAGCAGACCGGAAAGAUUCCCGAUCUACCGUCCGUGGAGAACGGAGGCUCGCGAAUGAUUUUCAGUAGACAAGGAACCGAGAGCACCGUGAGUAAAUCCACAGCGCUCUCGUCGAAAGAAUCGAAGAAGUCGAAACGCUCGAAGUCGAAGAAGGAUAGCGAGACGGAGCAGUCGGAAGACGAAACGGAUCUGGGAUUCAAAUCAGUCCCGUCCAACUUCUUGUCGGAGUUGAUACGCGCGAAUCAGGAGUACCAGGAUGUUUGGAAGAACAAGGACGAGUCUAUGAAUCCGAUGCAGCUACCUUAUCGCGACAUGAUAGAAGCGGAAAAGACGAAGGAGACCGAGGACGAAGUUAGAUUGGUCGUGGACCAGGCAAUGAGAGAGGACAUAGAGGCUCUUCAAACUGCAUUAGAUAGGGACAGAGGUGUCAAAGGAAAGCGGGCGAAGCCCCAAAAGCGAGUACGCAGGAGUGGGAAGAAGAAUAAAAAGAAGAAAGAAAAAGAUUUGACGCCUGAUAGGACGCUCGAGUCCCUCUUUGAGGAACUUGUCGCAGAGGGUAUCAUAAAGCUUUACCGCAAAACUUCGUUGGAUGAAUUCAAGGGCGAAAAGUCGUUCGCGAACCACGAGCUUCGUGAGAAGGAAGGAGAUCCUUUGCCAACGCUCGGUGACACAAGACAACUGAUCGCUGAAUACUGCAUACUUCCACUGGGUAACGAAGUGCUGAGAGAACUCACGCCUCUUGUGAGAUCGGUUCUGAUAGCGGGUCCGCGCGGUAGCGGCAAAAAGUUCUUGGUGAACGCAAUCUGCACGGAACUCGGAGCUACGCUCUUCGACAUCACACCGGCGAAUAUCGCUGGCAAAUAUCCCAGCAGAUCAGGACAGAUCAUGCUCGUUCAUUUAAUCUCAAAGGUAUCGCGAUUGUUGCAGCCAUCGGUAAUUUUCAUGGACGAGGCGGAGAAACCGUUUGUAAAAAAAGUGCCAAAAACGGACAAGACCGAUCCGAAACGCAUGAAAAAAGAUCUUCCAAGAUUAGUGAGGAAUGUCACAGCUGAGGACAGGGUUCUGAUCGUCGGAACGUCCAAUAAGCCUUGGGACGGAGAUCAAAAGCUCUUGUUUCAGGCUUAUGACAAGGUCAUAUAUAUUCCCAGACCAGACUAUGGCAGUAUGUCCCUCGUAUGGAAAGAUUUGUUGUACAAAUACUCGGGUAUCAGUCGGCAGUUUGACACGUCGGCCAUGGCCAAAGCGUGCGAUGGUUUUACUAUCGGUACUGUCUUAGCAGUGCUCGAUGAGGUAAUGACUACAAAACGGAUGGUACAACUACGAACUCAUCCUCUGACGCAUGCCGAAUUGGUGAACGCGUUAAGUUUCAAGGAUCCGGUGUAUCGCGAAGAGGAGGACGCCUUCCUAGCUUGGUUUUCCAAGACGCCAACCUGUCGACGGAAACAAAGGGCUCUGGAGUUGGAACUUGAGAGAUUGAACGCAGAGAACGAGAAGAAGAAGAUGAAAAAAGGAAAGUAGCUAAGGUUUGCCUUAGAUAGACUCCGAUCACGUUUUGCUCCUGUUGCGCGAAGCAAUGCAAAGUGGAGCUGUAUUACGUUCUCGUAAUCGCUUUCACGUGAUAUAUUGCGUGACUAAACGUACGAGAAUGCAUGCUGGAUAAUCGAUUAUCUCGCUAUGUAGCGUGUGUCGCCAGUGCCCUCGGACUGAGUGCUCUUCUCUCGAACUCUGUCGAUAUCAACAUCGGUUUUGAUAAGCGCAACUGCAAUUCGCAUCGUCAUCAACUCACAAAGCGGCCUAAACACCCACCAGAGCGGUGGCUGAACAGGAUGCCUCGUACUUGGUCUAGACGAUGCGACAAAAGUCUCGUUGAGCUCGGCGAUUAGUUACCUCGUGCAUUUUCUUCGACGAAUGAUUUGAAAUUAGGCUAUCAAAAUGUCAAGGAACCCUCGCAAUUGCGACAUUAUGCUGCUUCAAAAAGAGUCGAUUUCUUCUCUCUUCUUUUUUUAACUAGCAUAACGUUCUUUGAUUCCAAUUGAAUGUAUUUUAUUACUCAUGUUGAGCUCGACGAUUCGUUACCUCGUACACUUUCUUUAGCGGACGACUUGAAAUUAGACUGUUGAAUUGAGCGUCAAACCUUGGAAGAGAACUGUCGCAAUUGUGACAUUAUGCUGUUUCAAAAGGAGUCGAUUUUCUUUUUUUUUUAACCAACAUCUUUCAUUGAUUCAAUUGAAUCUAUUUUAUUACUCCGCCUAUAUAACAUGUAUCUUGUAUCAAUAAAAAUAUGAUUUUCUUGUACUUUUUUACCUCUAUAGGCAGGAGCACAGACUUUUGCAUAACCACAUAACAGAUGCAUAAGGAAUUUGAUUGGUCCAUUUCCUUAUGCAUAUGCUUAUAGACCAAUCAAAUUCCUUAUGCAUCUUUUUAUGCGCUUAUGCAAAAGUCUGUGCUCCUGCCUUAUCAUUAGCCAAAAAAGUGUUAUGAAUCAAGCGAAUUGAGCGUCAAGCUUUGAAAGAGAACUGUCGCAAUUGCGAUAUUAUACUGCUUGAAAAAGAAUCGAGUUUCUCUAUCUUUUCUUUUUUUUAACAUAGCUAUUCUUUCAUUGAUUCCAAUUAAGAAAUAUAUUCUGUACAAAUCCUCUGUAACGCUGUAUCUCUAUAAGUUAUGCAGCACUGUAGAGCAAGAGAGAAAGAGCGACGAGCGAAAAGAAAAGAGCUACAGAUCUUAUAGAGCAAAAAUUUUCUUAUAAAAUACAGGGCUUAAUCUAUUUCUAUGCCUAGCUGCCUAUGUAACACGUACCAUGUAACAAUGAUAAAAGAGUAUUUAAAUAAAAAUAAAAUAAAAAGCU